UUUAAAGUAUGUUCUACGUUUUUGAGCCGUUACUCUUUGCGUGGUGCUACACAACUGGAACGAAUCGCUGCCUGAAAGGUUACACGGAGGAAAUAUUAGCCCCUUGUUCCCUUUCAGCCUUAAACUUUUCCCCGCUUCACUCCUUCAGUAGCUUCCGUUAAACAUGGCGGCGAAAGAUGCUGUAAACAACGACAAAAGUGAUGUCGAGUCUAUCGUCAACCGGUGGCUGGUCGACUAUUAUGUGUUUCGGGCGAUGGACAUGUUUAAAAAGGAGGAUUACGAGGGUUUCUGCGGCGUUAGAGACGUACUUAAAAGUGUCUUGGAACGUCCUGUGGAGCUCACUGAUGUCAUGCCAACAAAGAUUCGAGUCUUGGAGCUUCUCUCUCGAAUAAAUGAGGGUGAAAAACUUGACCUGUCAUUCGAAUCCGAUCCGUCAGUAACUCCUCUGGAAUCAGCCUUAGUAUUGCUGAAAAAAAUGAACCAGGAAUGCAGCAUCCCGCCACAGGAUUUUGACAAUGUGAAGGCAUCAAUUACAGAGAUGAUUGUGGGGAUUUUCAUUAAGAACAACAAAUUUGACAAAGCACAAGAGAUGCUCAACAAGCACUUUCCCAGAAAAGUGUCUGGCAAGAAAGCUAUAUUCAUGGAUCUCAUCCGUCAGAAGCGUAAAAUCCAUGAAGUCAUCGAGCAAAUGAACUUCCAACGGUUCCGGGAGGAGAUGCUGGCUUUUUGCCAGAAGCUCUGUCAGUUCACUGUUCCCUUUCUCCACAAGGCUGCAGAACAGCUUAUUGAUGAAAGAACUGUGGACCAAGACGACAAAGCAGCUGGAACUGAUGAGCAAGCAAAACCCGGCCCAUCCUCUCAUGUACAAGGAAACGCUGUCCAGUUUGCACAACGCUUAUCUUCCAGUAAAUAUUCAGUUAUCCAGAGGGCCAGGCUAGAAGUGGCCUUCAAAGCCUUGGCUGCAGCUUCCGAAAACACAUUUGCUCAGUUGGAGGAAGAAGUGGAGAGAGAGGCGCGGGAAAGAGAGGAUCUUGGCUUGCUACGCCCUGACCCUAAGAGGGGCACCAACCUGGACUCAGAGCCGGAAGGGCUGUUUCAGAGAGACUCAGGCAGCCCCUUGGAAGCUUCCCCAGCAGACCUACCACCACAAACAGAUGCUGCUUCUCAUACUCAGGCAUGUUCCAUCUCAAAGACACCCUCUGGUCUGUGGAGCGGCCAGCUUUAUACUGUGCCACGGCUGGUGGUCGAACCAGACAGUCAGGUAAGCUCCCAGUGCACAACAGCUUCUCUGGAACAAGGGCCCGACGUCAGAACAGAAAAGCCACCAAAGACACUGACUAGAGCCAAUAAAAAAGACCUGCAGUGCCCAAUUACAGACCGCGAAGUUGACAUGCCCAUGCGAAAGUGCCCCAGACGAUCCAACAGAAAGUACCGCAGAGUUUCAGCUAAUACAUCUGAGCUGUCAAUAGACAGUACGGAGGACUCCUCUGACUCUGUGGCCGACAUGGAAAGUGAUGGCAGGGAACUCCACAACCAGUCAAACAGUUCAUCCAAAAGAAAGUGCAAGAGGCCAAAACGGUUAUCAUCAGACAGCGAGGAACACCUGCUGCAGCUGUCGGCCUCCUCCGACUCUUCAGGAGAUUCUCCGAGCAAGGAUCCAGGUAAUGUGGAGGACAUCUGCACCACAGACUCGUCACUGGAGAGCUCACCCAGUCGUCACACUGGCCCUCAAACAAGCUCUACUCCUCACAAGGACUCAGCUCAAAGCAGUCGUCCUUCCCAUUCAAAAUGGAAACAACUGUUCGCUAAUGCAAAAGAAAGCAAGGACACAUGGACCGAUGAGGAUUCAUAUUUCACCUCCGCAAAGAACAGUGGUAGAUCGAAUGAGAGCGUCGUUUCACAUUCAGGCCAAAGGAGGACGUGGACUGAGAAAGAGACGCAGAACUUAAAAGACGGAGUCAAAACGUUUGGAGAGGGCAACUGGAAGCAGAUAAGGUCAUAUUAUUCCUUCAAUGAUCGAACGAACGUCAACCUCAAGGACCGAUGGAGAACAUUGAAGAGGCUAAACAUGGUCUGACGUCCUCAAAAGAAUGUUAUUUCCAGUUAUUUUCCUUACCGAGUACCUUUUUACACGUUUAAUCAUGUUAAAUGUCAAGCUAAUUAAAUAAAUUGACAUGUUUUACAAUUCUAA
Messenger RNA from Stegastes partitus (bicolor damselfish), 2191 nucleotides. It is a transcript of the gene terf2, whose product is annotated as telomeric repeat binding factor a. Gene Ontology annotation, biological process: protein localization to chromosome, telomeric region; regulation of telomere maintenance via telomerase; protection from non-homologous end joining at telomere. Gene Ontology annotation, molecular function: protein homodimerization activity; G-rich strand telomeric DNA binding; telomerase activity. The transcript is spliced from 13 exons. Gene Ontology annotation, cellular component: shelterin complex; chromosome, telomeric region; nucleus. The record is from RefSeq and is a predicted model, not a curated record. Bases 164 to 2077 code for a protein of 637 amino acids. Lineage: Eukaryota; Metazoa; Chordata; Actinopteri; Pomacentridae.